UAUUUUUGAGACUAUUGAUUGGCGCCGUGAAUUCUUGCGUUUGCAAGAAUUCACGGCGCCAUGCAGGCUUUGUAAUUUGUAUUCUCAUUGAUUUUCUCGCCCACCUUGCCUGCAGCCAAAUCUGCUUGCCCAAGAAACUUUGGCUCUGAGUAUUGCAGUCAUUACAAGAAGAAUAUCUCAAUAAAUCAUGAGUAAAAACAACACAUUCAUGUAUUUUGCUUAUGGAAGUAAUCUUCUGAAGGAGAGGAUUCACAUAAACAAUCCAUCAGCUAAGAAAGUUGCCAUUGGAAAGGUGGAUGGCUAUCGUCUUGACUUCAACUAUUACAGCAAGCGCUGGAAAGGAGCAGCAGCUACAAUUGAAGAAGAUUCUGAUAAGCAUGUUUGGGGAGUCAUUUGGGAACUUGAUGAGGAACACCUGAAGACGCUUGAUGAACAGGAGGGCGUCCAGCAGGGCAUCUACCGGCCGGUGACGGUGACGGCCGAGACGCCGGCCGGCGAGCGGCUGCGCUGCCGCAGCUACCAGCUGGUGACGCCGCCGGAGCGCGACCGGCGCCCGUCGGCCGUCUACAAGGACGUCAUCGAGCGGGGCGCCGCCGAGAACCAGCUGCCGGCCGAGUACCGCGCCCGGCUGGCCGCCAUCGAGGACAACGGCUACCGCGGCCAGGUCGAGGUGGCGCUCGACCUCGCCCAGCGGUGAUCGGCAGGGGCGGACAGUGAGGACGUCCGCCGAGAGAGGACACGCGCCGCCGUCCGUCGCAAUGUCUCCCGGUCCCGUGCUGCUGCUGCUGGCGGUCGGCGCCGCGUGCGGCCCGGCGGCCGCCUUCGUCAGCCGCCAGACGUCCCAGCAGGUGAACGACGUGCUGACCGAGAAGCUGUUCGCCGUCUCGCGGCUGCUGACCUCCAUCGAGAGCCACGUCAGCCGCCUGGACGAGUGGGACGGCACCGUGGGCGGCCUCCAGUCGCGGCUGGCGGCGCUCGAGGCCGGUCAGCAGCGCGCCGCCGGUCAGCUGGCAGACGCCCUGCAGCGGCUCGAGACGCUCUCGGACAGCGCCGCCGCAGCGCGCUCCGAGCUGGCCGGCCUGGCGGCCGCCCAGGAGGGCACGGCCGGCGCGCUGGCCGCGCUGCGAGACGGCCUGGCGCAGAGUGUGGCCGCCGUGUCCGAGUCCGUGUCCGGACUGGCGACCUCCCAGGCGGCCGAGCACAACCAGACGCGCGGCGCCUGCAGCGCGGCCGGCGGCGCGGCGCUGACGGCGCCGCUGGCCGAGCUGCGCACCGCCGUCGGACGGGUCACCGAGCUGGCGCAGCGCACGGAGGCGGCGCUGGCCGACGGUCUGCAGCGCGUGGACGGCCGGCUGGCGGAGACCGGCGAGCAGCUGGCCCAGCUGGGCGGCCAGCUGCGCGAGGAGCGCCAGGCGCGGCUGAGCGUCACCACCCCGCGGCCCACCGUCGACCCGCACCAGGCCUUCCUCAAUAGCCUCUACCGCAGUCUCAGCAAACGGACCAAAGCCGACCGGUACCCUGCGCCGACGCCGUCCCCAUGAGAGGGUCGGCGCGGGCGGCAGGGUCCGGUGACGGUACGGCACUGCGCAAUUACCUGUCACAGUAACGCGCGCAGUGAUGGACACUAGAAGCCAUCGGAUGCUGGAUCCUGAGUUUAUAUAAAGGCGCUAUUUUGGCGGGUCAUCAUAGCUACUGGUGAUAGAAUAAUGCCGUUAUCAUUAAAGGCGUUUAAUGUGCUCCAUGCAUACGAGACAUGUGGAAAUGGCUCACCUAUAUUUUCUUUGACAAUAAACGCUUUGUCUUUGCGA
Amphibalanus amphitrite is the source of this 1808-nucleotide messenger RNA. Its product is annotated as methyl-accepting chemotaxis protein CtpL-like. The coding region runs from base 759 to 1541 and encodes 260 amino acids. NCBI's taxonomy places the organism in Eukaryota, Metazoa, Arthropoda, Thecostraca, Balanomorpha, Balanidae. The transcript is spliced from 4 exons. The record is from RefSeq and is a predicted model, not a curated record.